AAUCUAUUUCCUCUCUACACUGAAAUUGUUUCCUCCAUAUUUUGGUGUUUCCUCCAUAUUUGAACUUGAAUUCGCCUGUGUCUGUUCGAUUUUGUUUCCUUCCCUUAUCAAUUUAGGCUGUAUUAUAUAAGUGGAUAAGUGGGUGCUCAAUGUCUGAAUCUAGUUGUCCUUCGAAAAGGAGGUGCUUUUGUGGUGAUAUUGUCAACCACUUCACUUCAACCACUGUUUAUAACCCUAGUAGGAGAUUCUAUAAGUGCGCGAAACUUGAAAAUGAAUCAUGUGAUUUUUGGGAGUGGCAAGACGAAGUCUUACCAGACAGAGCUUUGGUUGUAAUUAACAAUUUCAAGUCGAAGUUUGAUGUUGCUCAAGUUCAAUGUAAAACCCUGAAUAUGGCAUUGGAUGCGUGCAAGACUGAAAGGGACAGACUGAUGGAAAAAGUGGAUGCAUUAGAGGCUAUAAAUAUUGUUGAAGCGAACAAGUCAAGAGAGUUGGAAAAAGAAUGUUGAAGUUGAAGAUGUUCAUUAUAAUUUCAUGUGCGCUAUUUGUUGGAUUUAUUGCAGCUUUCAUGAUGAAGUGAAGCUCUGAAUAUGUAGUAUUGUGUUGGUGGACAUUAUGUAGUAUUUUGGAAUGUUUUUGAUUUCAUUACUUUAUUUUGUAUUUCGGAUGAAGUUAAUUGCAAUGAAGUUUUUGAUUUUAUGUCCUUGCAUUCAGUUCUUCUUAAAUAGUGUGUAUUAAAAAGGUAUUGAUUGCAAUAAGAGCUUU
Nicotiana attenuata is the source of this 762-nucleotide messenger RNA. RefSeq lists its product as uncharacterized. The record is from RefSeq and is a predicted model, not a curated record. The coding region runs from base 150 to 506 and encodes 118 amino acids. NCBI's taxonomy places the organism in Eukaryota, Viridiplantae, Streptophyta, Magnoliopsida, Solanales, Solanaceae. The transcript is spliced from 2 exons. Gene Ontology annotation, molecular function: zinc ion binding.